UGGACUGGAAUAAAAUGUGGCCCGAGUGAGGAAAGAGUCAUCGGUUUGAAUCUAAAAGGGCUGAGUCUGGCAGGUAUAAUCUCAGGCCAUCUUGGAAAUCUUUCUUUGCUAAAUUCUCUUGACCUAGCAGAAAAUUCCUUCCAUGAUGAAAUUCCUCCACAACUCAGCACGCUGACAAGGCUCCAAUACCUGAAUUUGAGUUUUAACUUUCUAACGGGGGGAAUUCCAGUUAAUCUAUCACAUUGUGUUAACCUCGAGAGCCUUGUCCUGGACCACAACAAUCUUGUGGGACAGAUUCCUUACCAAGUUGGAUCGUUAACGAAGUUACAGAAAUUGAAUUUCAGAAAUAACAACCUGACAGGAGUCUUUCCAGGUUCUCUUGGAAAUCUUACAUCUUUAGAAGAGUUGUAUUUAUCAUACAACAAUCUAGAGGGAGAAGUGCCAGCUUCUUUGGCUCAAUUGACCAAGUUGAGACUGCUUGGAUUGUCAGUAAACAGCUUAUCCGGGGAGUUCCCUCCUUCGCUGUACAAUUUGUCAUCCCUGGAAUUAAUUGCACUUUCCUUCAACAACUUUUCUGGUAAUCUCAGAUCUGAUUUAGGCGACUACUUCCCUAAUCUCCAAAAGCUUUACUUGGGCAACUGUCAAUUCAUUGGCUCCAUACCAUCCUCUUUGGCCAAUGCUUCAAAGUUGCUACAGCUUGAUUUCCCUGAAAACAAUCUCACUGGAAAUAUACCUAAGGGUUUUGGUAACUUGCGGAAUUUGUUGUGGCUCAAUGUUAAUCGUAACCACCUUGGGUAUGGUAAGCAUGACGACCUUGACUUUGUAAAUUCACUUACCAACUGCAGCAGUCUAAAAAUGCUCCAUUUGGGAGACAACCAGUUCGUAGGUACAUUACCGCAUUCAAUAGUCAACCUUUCUAGUCAGAUACAACGCCUACUCAUUUUCGGGAACAGAAUUGGUGGAAGCAUACCCAGAGAAAUCUCAAACCUGGUGAAUUUGAAUCUACUCGACAUGAGCAACAGCAAUCUUACAGGUGGCAUUCCAGAUUCUGUUGGAAGACUUACAAACUUGGGAAGUCUCAACUUGGGUAGCAAUCUCUUGACAGGGGUAAUCCCUUCUUCAAUAGGAAACCUCACAGCACUCGUCUAUCUUUACUUGCCACGUAACAAGUUAGAGGGUAACAUACCUUCAACCUUGGGCAUACCUUCAACCUUGGGUAAAUGUAACCAACUUCUAAGAUUGGACAUUUCUGACAACCACCUGACUGGAACUAUACCACAACAACUUAUUGCUCUCUCAUCCCUCACA
This is a messenger RNA of Capsicum annuum, 1308 nucleotides long. Its product is annotated as putative receptor-like protein kinase At3g47110. The record is from RefSeq and is a predicted model, not a curated record. Gene Ontology annotation, molecular function: protein binding. Gene Ontology annotation, biological process: hormone-mediated signaling pathway. Gene Ontology annotation, cellular component: plasma membrane. The annotation marks the transcript as partial. NCBI's taxonomy places the organism in Eukaryota, Viridiplantae, Streptophyta, Magnoliopsida, Solanales, Solanaceae. The transcript has a single exon.